This is a messenger RNA of Ornithorhynchus anatinus (platypus), 3800 nucleotides long. RefSeq names its product aminopeptidase puromycin sensitive (gene NPEPPS). Gene Ontology annotation, molecular function: metalloaminopeptidase activity; peptide binding; zinc ion binding. The record is from RefSeq and is a predicted model, not a curated record. Gene Ontology annotation, biological process: proteolysis; peptide catabolic process. The transcript is spliced from 23 exons. Gene Ontology annotation, cellular component: cytoplasm. The coding region runs from base 65 to 2695 and encodes 876 amino acids. Lineage: Eukaryota; Metazoa; Chordata; Mammalia; Monotremata; Ornithorhynchidae.
UUCUUCCUCCUCCUCCUCCUCCUCCUCCGCCGCCGCCCGGGCCCGGGCCCCGGGCCUCGCCGCGAUGCCGGAGAAGCGGCCGUUCGAGCGGCUGCCGGCCGACGUCUCCCCCGUCAACUACGGCCUCUGUCUCAAGCCCGACCUGCUCGACUUCACCUUCGAGGGCAAGCUGGAGGCCGCCGCCGAGGUGCGGCAGGCCACCAACCAGAUCGUGAUGAACUGCGCAGACAUCGACAUCAUCACGGCCUCCUACGUGCCGGACGGCGACGAAGAGAUCCACGCCACAGGGUUCAACUACCAGAACGAAGAUGAAAAGGUCACGCUGUCUUUCCCCAGCACGCUCCAAAAAGGCAGCGGCACCCUGAAGAUCGAUUUUGUCGGCGAGCUGAAUGAUAAGAUGAAAGGUUUCUACAGAAGCAAAUACACCACCCCGUCCGGAGAGGUGCGCUACGCUGCCGUCACUCAGUUUGAGGCCACGGAUGCUCGGAGGGCUUUCCCCUGCUGGGACGAACCGGCUCUCAAGGCAACUUUCGACAUUUCUCUGGUGGUCCCUAAGGACAGAGUGGCGCUUUCCAACAUGAACGUCAUCGACCGGAAGCCGUGCCCCGACGACGAGAACUUGGUGGAAGUGAAGUUCGCUCGCACCCCUGUCAUGUCGACGUACCUGGUGGCGUUUGUCGUCGGGGAGUACGACUUUGUGGAGAGCAAGUCGUCUGACGGGGUGUGCGUGCGUGUCUACACGCCCGUGGGUAAAGCCGAGCAAGGAAAAUUUGCAUUGGAGGUGGCUGCUAAGACCCUGCCUUUCUACAAAGACUAUUUCAACGUCCCGUACCCGUUGCCGAAAAUCGAUCUCAUCGCCAUCGCUGACUUUGCAGCUGGUGCCAUGGAGAACUGGGGCUUGGUGACUUACAGGGAGACCGCGCUGCUCAUCGAUACCAAAAACUCAUGUUCUUCAUCCCGCCAGUGGGUCGCUCUGGUUGUGGGACAUGAACUCGCCCAUCAAUGGUUUGGAAAUCUUGUUACUAUGGAGUGGUGGACUCACCUGUGGCUGAAUGAAGGUUUCGCCUCCUGGAUCGAAUACCUGUGCGUCGACCACUGCUUCCCCGAGUACGACAUCUGGACUCAGUUUGUCUCUGCCGACUACACCAAAGCCCUGGAGCUCGACGCCUUGGACAACAGCCACCCUAUCGAGGUCAGCGUGGGGCAUCCCGCCGAAGUCGACGAGAUCUUCGAUGUGAUCUCAUAUAGCAAAGGCGCCUCGGUCAUCCGGAUGCUCCACGACUACAUCGGGGAUGAGGACUUCAGGAAAGGAAUGAAUCUGUACUUAACCAAGUUCCAGCAGCAGAACGCAGCCACAGAGGAUCUCUGGGAGCACCUGGAAAAGGCCAGUGGGAAGCCCGUAGGAGCCGUGAUGAGUACCUGGACCAAGCAGAUGGGUUUCCCACUCAUUUAUGUGGAAGCAGAGCAGCAAGAUGACGACCGAGUGCUGAAGCUGUCCCAGAGGAAGUUCUGCGCCAGCGGACCGUACCUGGGGGAGGAGUGUCCCCAGUGGAUGGUUCCAGUGACAAUCUGCACAAGCGACGACCCCACCUGUGCCAAGGAGAAGCUGCUGAUGGACCGAGCCGAGAUGUCCGUCACCUUGAGGAAUAUCAGACCGGACCAGUGGGUGAAGGUCAACAUGGGAACGGUCGGCUUUUAUCGCACACAAUACAGCGCUGCCAUGUUGGAGAACUUACUGCCCGGGAUCCGGGACCUCUCCCUGCCGCCCGUGGAUCGGCUCAGCCUGCAGAACGACUUCUUCGCUCUGGCCCGCGCUGGAGUCGUCAGCACCGUGGACGUCCUGAAAGUCAUGGAGGCCUUUGUGAACGAACCCAACUACACGGUGUGGAGCGACCUGAGCUGCAACCUGGGAACCCUGUCCACCCUCCUGUCCCACACCGACUUCUACGACGAAAUGCAGCUGUUUGUCAGGGAGAUCUUCACCCCCAUCGGCGAGAAGCUGGGCUGGGACCCCAAACCCGGAGAAGGCCACCUGGACGCUCUCCUGAGGGGCCUGGUGCUGGGCAGGCUGGGGAAAGCCGGACACAAGGCCACGGUGGAAGAAGCUCGUCGUCGCUUCAAGGACCACGUGGACGGGAAGCAGCCGCUGUCUGCCGACCUGCGGAGUCCCGUGUACGUGACAGUCCUGAAGCACGGGGACGGCACCACCCUGGACACGGUGCUCAAGCUGCACAAGCAGGCGGACAUGCAGGAAGAGAAGAACCGCAUCGAGCGAGUCCUCGGGGCCCUCAGCUCGCCGGAACUCAUCCAGAAAGUUCUUGCCUUUUCCCUCUCGGAUGAAGUCCGUCCGCAGGACACGGUGGCCAUUAUCGGCGGUGUGGCGGGGGGCAGCAAGCACGGGAUGAAAGCCGCCUGGAAGUUCGUCAAGGACAAGUGGGAGGAGCUGUAUAACCGCUAUCAAGGAGGCUUCUUAAUAACCAGACUAAUAAAGCUCACCAUCGAUGGGUUCGCCGUCGACAAAAUGGCCGCCGAGGUUAAGGCCUUCUUUGAGACGCACCCGGCCCCGGUCGCCGAGCGCACCAUCCAGCAGUGCUGCGAAAACAUCCUGCUCAACGCCGCCUGGCUCAAGCGGGACGCCGAGAGCAUCCACCAGUACCUGCUGCAGCGCCGGGCCCCGCCCCUUCCCGCCCUGUGAGCCCCCGGGACCCCCACCCCGCCCCCCACCCCCGGACCCCCAGACGCCCAGACCCCCGGGCCGCCGUGGCCCCCGGAGCCUCGACACGGCGCUGAGGGCGGGGGGCCGCCGGCCGGGUCAGAUGCCAAGGGCCGAAGAUCGGGAGUCUUUGGGCCAACCAGUGGGGUCGGACAGUGAAUGUAGUUCAGUGGUUCCCACUCACACUCCAGAACUAAAUUCUCUGAGGAAAAAAAAAAGAAAAUCAGCAAUUCAGCAGAAAAAAAAAAAGACCACAAAAAAAACCAACCCACCAUGUAAAUAUAGUAAUAAAAUAGAGCAUAACGAAACUGUGAAACCUCCCAGAGCCGUGUCAGUGGUGAAAAGUAUUUAACACUUGUCCUGGGCGGAAAAGGAGACGGGGCACUGGUUUGAUGUCGGCCCCCUGGCCUCCUGCACCCUCCCCUCCCCCGCCCCCCCGUCUCUCCACGCCCUCCCCUCGGCGUGGCCGCGGUGCCCGGCCCCGGGGGAACGUCAGAGGUUCCCGGCCGGAGCCGGAUCCCCUCCGGGGACCCGUCGGAGCCAAGGGCCCUGCCCCCCCGCCGGGGUCCCUCCGUCCCCCCGGGAGGCCCCGCGGCCCGUGUGUCUUCCCCAGGCUCGGCCCCCGCCCGCCCUCCCGGGCGAUGGAGGAACGAGGAGGAGGCGUGUCGCAUCCGCGGCCACGAUUCCCGACAGCGGCGGCCCCGCGUUGGUGUGUAAUACCCUUCUUCCUUCCCGUGCCGUCGGGCAGGGGAGCGCGUCGGCACGGCGGGAGCCGAGGGUCGGCCCGGAUGGGAGCGCUCCUCCGCCCGGGGGGGCGGGUCGGGCCGGCCAGCGGGGAAAGGCUGGGGGUGGCCGGCGGGAAGAAGCGGCCGCCCGCUUACCCGUCCGCCCGGGGCCGCGCCCCGGCCCGAGUCCCCCCGCGUUUCAUCCUAACAGGAAUUCUUAGUCGGUGUGGCUUAACUCGAUCUCGGAAAGUCCUCGGAUAACUUGUCAGACUGCUUCCCUGAAACAGUUUUUGUGCUAUUGUUUUAAAACAAUAAUAAUAAUUAAAAACGGUCGGACGGUAAUAAAAGAAGUCCACGGGGGA